Messenger RNA from Lingula anatina, 1824 nucleotides. Its product is annotated as dicarboxylate carrier UCP2-like. Lineage: Eukaryota; Metazoa; Brachiopoda; Lingulata; Lingulida; Lingulidae. Gene Ontology annotation, biological process: transmembrane transport. The record is from RefSeq and is a predicted model, not a curated record.
UUAUACAGGUGUUUCCCGCCAGUUGUGGCGAGGCGUGACCCAAGCUAAUGUCACUUCGAUCUGCAGAAUCACUUAUGUUUGUGCACGUUUUUGUUUUCAUCACGGGGAAACUGACGUUUGAUUUAAGCGAGCACAAUUCCUACGCUGUUCAUUAUAUCGCCUCUAUACGCGUUAUUUUGUAGGUUUAAAGGACGCGUAAAGCAGUCUUAAAUGUUGUGUAUUAUAUAUUACAGUAUUUUAGAUAACUGGUAAUCAUGACUUCCGCGCCCAAGGUGCCUGAAUUCACGCUUGGCACCAAGAUCCUGAGUGCGGGCCUGGCCGCCUGCACAGCAGACGUGAUCACCUUCCCUCUGGAUAUGGCCAAAGUUCGAUUACAGAUUCAAGGGGAAUCGGCCUUAAUUUCUGCCUGUGGUGCGCAUUUGGCCGGCGCCCCUCCAAAGUACCAUGGCGUCUUCGGAACUAUUAGAACUAUAGUGAUACACGAAGGUGCCCGGGGACUGUACGGCGGACUGGUCGCAGGACUUCAACGACAGAUGUGCUUCGCCUCUGUGAGAAUAGGACUUUAUGAUCACGUGAAAGGAUAUUACCACAGUUUCUUCAAUCGUCCAGUCAGCGAGCCACACAUUGGGAUCCGUAUUCUGGCUGGUGUUACCACAGGCGCGCUGGCCGUUCAGAUUGCACAGCCUACAGACGUGGUGAAAGUGCGCAUGCAAGCGCAAGGAAAUGGUGUGCUCCCGAAGCGCUACGACAGCGCGUUUUCUGCGUACAAAACUAUAGCCAAACAAGAAGGGAUACGAGGUUUAUGGAAAGGCACAAUCCCCAACAUGACCAGAAAUGCGGUAGUGAACUGUUGUGAAUUAGUGUCCUACGACAUCAUAAAAGAGAAGAUCCUAGACUACGACUUAAUGUCCGAUAAUAUGCCUUGUCACUUCGUAUCCGGCUUCGGCGCUGGUUUCGUCACAACUGUGAUAGCCUCCCCUGUAGAUGUAGUGAAGACGCGGUUUAUGAACUCCGGCAAGGGGACGUACAGGGGCGCCUUCCAUUGCGCCACCAAAAUGCUAAUGGAGGAAGGACCUAUGGCUUUUUACAAAGGAUUCACUCCUUCUUUCUUGCGUCUGGGGUCUUGGAAUAUUGCAAUGUUCGUCUGCUUCGAACAGUACAAGAGGUUCAUGUAUAGAGCAAAAGCUUCUUCAGACAGUAUGGCUGUGUAACGUCAGAUAAAACUCACCGUCACCGUCAUAAACAUGAAGACAUCAGAACGCCGAUGGACUCUGUUCGAGCUGAAUGUCAUCCAUAAUAAAACAAGCUGUUCUCACCCAGCUGUGACUUGUCUGCCGUAAGGCCAGAGGUCUUAUAGAACGUCUGUGAUAUUAAAAUAUGUUUGAUAUCUUAUAUAACAUUAAAAAAAAAAAAAGAGAAAACGGGAUGACCGUGAGCACAAACUAAACCAGUAGUGCAAUUAUGUAACUUACAAUAAUCACUGUUUAUAAAAAUAUAUAUUGUUUAAUACUAAGAAAGAUUAACGAAUUUAAUAUAGUAUACAAUAAAAUGGUGCUGUAAACUAUUUAGGACCACAGAGAGAGAGGACAGUUACACAGAAUGAUGACGGAAGCUUGUCAACUAUUUGUGCAUAAAUUUUACCGCCACUGUUAAUUCUCAGUUAUAAAAAUAGAUACGGGGGGAAUAAUAAUCAGUUUUAUUGUAUGAGUACCUUAUAUUUUCGCAUUAUUAAACAAUUUAUAAAAUGAAGAAAUAAUUAACAAAAUAUAUUAAGAAAUAAAAAGACGGCAAUUGGAUCCAACGGUUCUCUGAAUUAUUGAUUCC